Molecule: messenger RNA, 1593 nt
Organism: Adineta ricciae
Lineage: Eukaryota; Metazoa; Rotifera; Eurotatoria; Adinetida; Adinetidae
Source: the annotation of a GenBank genome assembly
AUGAUAAACUUCAGGAAAAUAACACGAUGUACUAGUCGAUCACACUUGGCAUUGGGCGUGAUUGUUAUCCUACUUUUCCUAAGUUUCAUUAGUUUCAAUUCAUAUACAAGAGAGUUAAGACAACGUGUCACAAGUAUCACUGAUUCCAAUUCGGAACCAUUGACGGUGGAUCCACAAAAAGUCGAAAUAUCGGAUACAAAAGAACAAGAAACAAAAGAAAAUAAGUAUUCAUUUUAUCAAUAUGCAACUGAGCAACAUCUUCGUUCACUUCUUCGUAAACAAGCAAAUUCACGUGGUCAAGUUAUUAUAACUAUCAUCGGUGGUGAUAGUUAUUCAUUAUUUGCUUGGGAUUGGUAUGAAAGAAUGCUCGAAGUAUCAAAUGAUACGAACAAUUGUCACUGUUUUGUUGUUGCUAUGGAUGAGAUUGCCGUGAUAUUCGCCGUUCAAAGAGAUAUACCUGUAUAUUUUUCGACAUUUUCACUAAAACAUCAAAUGAAAUGGAAAAAUACAAUUGAAACUCGACAACAUUCACUUUAUCGAGUUGGUCACGCAAAGUUCGAUACAUCGGCUCGCAUUGUACGAUUGGGAUAUUCGGUAAUACUUAGUGAAUUGGAUGUUUUCUGGAAACACAAUCUGCUUGAUUAUUUAAAACCACCGAUUGAUACGUAUGAUCUUCAAAUCAGCCAUCAUUAUGGUGCUCAUCCGCGUGUCAACAUUGGCUUGUUUUAUGUCCGAUGUUCAAAUACAUCUGUUGCAUUUUUUUCCUAUGUGGCAGAAUUCUGGAUACGUUAUGGAAAAGGUGGUUAUUUGUCGGAUCAGCGUGUACUCGAUGCUUUACUUAACAAUUACGAUCGAUUAGAUAAAACUUAUUUGAGAGCAAUGAAGCCAAAGUCACCAUUGACGUUGAAUUGGACAACACAUGAUUUCGGAAAUCACUUUUCGCAUUUUAUGACUGAUGGAAGUGCUUUUGUAUUGUUUAAUCAAGCAGCUAAAAUUGGAAGACGGUCGAAACUAUUUCAUGGCGAAGUCAAACCAAAAUUUUUCACUGUCACAGUUGCUCACGGAAAUAUGUCAGUCAGUCGACGAAAUCUUCUCAUUCGUGCUUUACUAAUUCUUCAAAACACGCAACUGGAAAAUCGCACGUUGAUUCUGCCUGCAUUUUCAUCUAAUUUGACUGUUACUCCGAUUACUUAUCAACUGGAUAUCAAGAAAUUCUUUAUCUACUGGUCGGAAGAACGCAUUCGUCUACCAGAGUUCAUCGAUCUAGACAAGAGUCGUUCAAUCAAAUCAACUAGUGUAAAAUACGAACCCAAAAAGACAUACAACGAUAUCGAUGGUAUCAUAAAUUUCGAAGUCGAUUCUAUUCCUCUGGAUUUACCAGCACCAGAUCCACAAUUUGAAGUGCACGUUCGAGAUUCUCUUCUAUGGUGUUCACCACCGACAGUUGGUGGUGUUUGGUGUUUUCAUCAUCCGAGAGAUUAUGGUGCAACAAUGGAGAUAUUAUUCGCUUGUCGAGGUGAUCCUUACCCGCCGUGUGCAAACAAAACGGAAAAGAAUGAACAGUUCCUGGAAAGACCCUAUGAAAAGUUAUAG